Molecule: messenger RNA, 1204 nt
Organism: Camelina sativa (false flax)
Lineage: Eukaryota; Viridiplantae; Streptophyta; Magnoliopsida; Brassicales; Brassicaceae
Product: glutathione S-transferase TCHQD
Molecular function (GO): glutathione transferase activity
Source: RefSeq, a predicted model, not a curated record
UAAAUUUUUUCUUGUUCAGAGCAAAUCUUAGCUGUAUAGAGUAUUUUGACGUCUUCCUUCGAAAAUUAAAAAGGAGAAAAAAAAAAAGGAGACAAAACUUUAAAGAAGGAAGGAAACCUCAAUUCGAGAAACUAAAUAUACGAAGGUUUCCCUUUUUUCGUCUAGUUUUGAUUCAGUUCUUGUUCUGCCUUUCUUCUCCAAGGUGUUCUGUCUUUUCGUUGGCUCUUGGACUGUAGUUGGAGGAAAUGGGUCUGAAGCAAUGCAGUUAUAUCAUCAUCCUUACUCAUUAGAUAGCCAAAGAGUGAGACUAGCUUUGGAAGAGAAAGGCAUUGAUUACACAUCAUACCAUGUCAAUCCCAUCACUGGCAAGCACAUGGACCCUUCCUUCUUUAGGAUGAAUCCAAACGCGAAACUUCCCGUUUUCAGGAAUGGUUCUCACAUCAUUUUGGACACUAUUGAGAUCAUAGAGUACUUAGAGAGAAUAGCUGAGGUUUCCUCUGGUGUAGAAGAUGCUACUUUUGGUAGAGAAGUUCUUGAAUGGAUGCGGAAGAUUAGGGAAUGGGACCCCAAGCUUUUCACUCUUGCUCACAUACCGGAUAAUCGUCGUCUCUAUGUUUCCAAGUUCUUGAGGAUGGUUGUGAUUGCAAGGAUGGCUGAGUCUCCAGACUUGGCAAGUGCUUACCAUAGGAAGCUAAGGGAAGCAUACGAUACAGAAGACAAACUAAAAGACCCGGGUGCCUUAAGAAGAAGCAAAGACCAUUUGCUUAGGCUCCUAGAUGAGGUUGAAACAAAGCUUGAGGGGACAACAUAUUUGGCAGGGAAUGAGUUUAGUAUGGCUGAUGUAAUGCUAAUCCCGGUGCUAGCUCGGUUAUCCCUGUUGGAUUUGGAAGAUGAGUAUAUAAGUAGUAGGAAGAAUCUGGCUGAGUAUUGGAUUGUUGUGAGAAGGAGACCAAGCUACAAGAAGGUAAUUGGAAGGUACUUUAAUGGAUGGAGAAAAUAUGCAACACUUGUAAAAACUUGGAUGUUUGUUAGAGUGAGAAGUUUGCUCAGAAAAUAUUGAAUUGUCAAAAUCAAAAGUUUUUUUUUUUUUUUUCUCUUUCUUUUCCAUUUUACAGGACAUUCUUGUAAAGUUGAGAAGAAACUUACUCCUUUGAUCACCAAAUUAUUGAGAACAAUAUUUUAUUUAAGAAGUUUGCGAUGCAAA